Messenger RNA from Rhinopithecus roxellana (golden snub-nosed monkey), 2935 nucleotides. It is a transcript of the gene CLSTN2, whose product is annotated as calsyntenin 2. Gene Ontology annotation, cellular component: postsynaptic membrane; cell surface. The record is from RefSeq and is a predicted model, not a curated record. Gene Ontology annotation, biological process: homophilic cell-cell adhesion; positive regulation of synapse assembly; positive regulation of synaptic transmission. The transcript is spliced from 17 exons. Gene Ontology annotation, molecular function: amyloid-beta binding; calcium ion binding; X11-like protein binding. Lineage: Eukaryota; Metazoa; Chordata; Mammalia; Primates; Cercopithecidae. Bases 4 to 2874 code for a protein of 956 amino acids.
AAGAUGCUGUCUGGGCGACUGUACUGGGUGCCGCUCCUGCUGGCGCUGGGCGUGGGGAGCGGCAGCGGCGGUGGCGGGGACAGCCGGCAGCGCCGCCUCCUCGCGGCUAAAGUCAAUAAGCACAAGCCAUGGAUCGAGACUUCAUAUCAUGGAGUCAUAACCGAGAACAAUGACACAGUCAUUUUGGAUCCACCACUGGUAGCUCUGGAUAAAGAUGCACCGGUUCCUUUUGCAGGGGAAAUCUGUGCAUUCAAGAUCCAUGGCCAGGAGCUGCCCUUUGAGGCUGUGGUGCUCAACAAGACAUCAGGAGAGGGCUGGCUCCGUGCCAAGAGCCCCAUUGACUGUGAGUUGCAGAAGGAGUACACCUUCAUCAUCCAGGCUUAUGACUGUGGUGCUGGGCCCCGCGAGACGGCCUGGAAAAAGUCACACAAGGCCGUGGUCCAUAUCCAGGUGAAGGAUGUCAAUGAGUUUGCUCCCACCUUCAAAGAGCCAGCCUACAAGGCUGUUGUGACAGAGGGCAAGAUCUAUGACAGCAUUCUGCAGGUGGAGGCUGUUGAUGAGGACUGCUCCCCCCAGUACAGCCAGAUCUGCAACUAUGAAAUCGUCACCACAGAUGUGCCUUUUGCCAUCGACAGAAAUGGCAACAUCAGGAACACUGAGAAGCUGAGCUAUGACAAACAACACCAGUAUGAGAUCCUGGUGACCGCCUACGACUGUGGACAGAAGCCCGCUGCUCAGGACACCCUGGUGCAGGUUGAUGUGAAGCCAGUUUGCAAGCCUGGCUGGCAAGACUGGACCAAAAGGAUUGAGUACCAGCCUGGCUCCGGGAGCAUGGCCCUGUUCCCCAGCAUCCACCUGGAGAUGUGCGAUGGAGCCGUGUCUUCCCUCCAGAUCGUCGCAGAGCUGCAGACUAAUUACAUUGGGAAGGGUUGUGACCGGGAGACCUACUCUGAGAAAUCCCUUCAGAAGUUAUGUGGAGCCUCCUCUGGCAUCAUUGACCUCUUGCCAUCCCCUAGUGCUGCCACCAACUGGACUGCAGGACUGCUGGUGGACAGCAGUGAGAUGAUCUUCAAGUUCGAUGGCAGGCAGGGCGCCAAAAUCCCUGACGGGAUUGUGCCCAAGAACCUGACCGACCAGUUCACCAUCACCAUGUGGAUGAAACAUGGCCCCAGCCCUGGUGUGAGAGCCGAGAAGGAAACCAUCCUCUGCAACUCAGACAAAACCGAAAUGAACCGGCAUCACUAUGCCCUGUAUGUGCACAACUGCCGCCUCGUCUUUCUCUUGCGGAAGGACUUCGACCAGGCUGACACCUUUCGCCCCGCGGAGUUCCACUGGAAGUUGGAUCAGAUUUGUGACAAAGAGUGGCACUACUAUGUCAUCAAUGUGGAGUUUCCUGUGGUAACCUUAUACAUGGAUGGAGCAACAUAUGAACCAUACCUGGUGACCAAUGACUGGCCCAUUCAUCCAUCUCACAUAGCCAUGCAACUCACAGUCGGCGCUUGCUGGCAAGGAGGAGAAGUCACCAAACCGCGGUUUGCUCAGUUCUUUCAUGGAAGCCUGGCCAGUCUCACUAUCCGCCCUGGCAAAAUGGAAAGCCAGAAGGUGAUCUCCUGCCUGCAGGCCUGCAAGGAAGGGCUGGAUAUUAAUUCCUUGGAAAGCCUUGGCCAAGGAAUAAAGUAUCACUUCAACCCCUCGCAGUCCAUCCUGGUGAUGGAAGGUGAUGACAUUGGGAACAUUAACCGUGCUCUCCAGAAAGUCUCCUACAUCAACUCCAGGCAGUUCCCGACAGCGGGUGUGCGGCGCCUCAAAGUCUCCUCCAAAGUCCAGUGCUUUGGGGAAGACGUAUGCAUCAGUAUCCCCGAGGUAGACGCCUAUGUGAUGGUCCUGCAGGCCAUCGAGCCCCGGAUCACCCUCCGGGGCACAGACCACUUCUGGAGACCUGCUGCUCAGUUUGAAAGUGCCAGGGGAGUGACCCUUUUUCCCGAUAUCAAGAUUGUGAGCACCUUCGCCAAAACUGAGGCCCCCGGGGAUGUGAAAACCACAGCCCCCAAAUCAGAAGUCUUAGAGGAAAUGCUUCAUAACUUAGAUUUCUGUGAUAUUUUGGUGAUUGGAGGGGACUUGGAUCCAAGGCAGGAGUGCUUAGAGCUCAACCACAGUGAGCUCCACCAACGACACCUGGACGCCACUAAUUCUACUGCAGGCUACUCCAUCUACGGUGUGGGCUCCAUGAGCCGUUAUGAGCAGGUGCUACAUCACAUCCGCUACCGCAACUGGCGUCCAGCUUCUCUUGAGGCCCGGCAUUUCCGGAUUAAGUGCUCAGAACUCAAUGGGCGCUACACUAGCAAUGAGUUCAACUUGGAGGUCAGCGUCCUCCAUGAAGACAGAGUCUCAGAUAAGGAGCAUGUCAACCACCUGAUUGUGCAGCCUCCCUUCCUCCAGUCUGUCCAUCAUCCUGAGUCCCGGAGUAGCAUCCGGCGCAGUUCAGUGGUCCCAAGCAUUGCCACGGUGGUCAUCAUCAUCUCCGUGUGCAUGCUUGUGUUUGUCGUGGCCAUGGGUGUGUACCGGGUCCGGAUCGCCCACCAGCACUUCAUCCAGGAAACUGAGGCUGCCAAGGAAUCUGAGAUGGACUGGGACGAUUCUGCGCUGACUAUCACAGUCAACCCCAUGGAGAAGCAUGAAGGACCAGGGCACGGGGAAGAUGAGACUGAGGGAGAAGAGGAGGAAGAAGCAGAGGAAGACAUGAGCUCCAGCAGUGGCUCUGAUGACAGCGAAGAGGAGGAGGAGGAGGAUGAAGGGACGGGCAGAGGCAGACAUGGGCAGAAUGGAGCCAGGCAAGCCCAGCUGGAGUGGGAUGACUCCACCCUCCCCUACUAGAGUGCCCAGGGGUCUGCUGCCCGGCCCACAUGUCCCUUUGGUAAACCCUGACCCAGUGUAU